Rotaria sp. Silwood2 is the source of this 2040-nucleotide messenger RNA. Lineage: Eukaryota; Metazoa; Rotifera; Eurotatoria; Philodinida; Philodinidae. The record is from the annotation of a GenBank genome assembly.
AUGUCGAAUACAUUUACAAAAAAUGCACCAGUUGAUAUGUCAUUUGUAUCAUUUUCACAUCCAACUUUGAUUGCCGAUCGUUCAAAUGUAAUGGAUAGUAAUAAUAAAGAAGGUUCGGAAUUACCUGAAUUUACUGAUAUAAAAAUAUUUAUUGAUUCAUUACUUAUUGGCUACCAGACAAAUAAAACAAUUGAAUUCGAAAUCGAAAGAAAUCCUAUGAUUUGUACACCAAUUCGUAGAGAUUCUAUUUUCGAAUCUGGAUCGAUACUUCCUACAACAAUUUUGAUAAUGAUUGAUUUUAUCUUUCUUAUUCCAUAUGUAAUUCUUCUCAUCAGUUUAAUUCAAGAAAAAAAUGCUAAAGUUAAAGAAAUUCUUAAAGUACUUGGAAUCGAACCUAUUUUAAAUAAUUUUGCUCAUGCAAUUAGAACAUUGAUUAUUCUUUGUCUUUUAAUUCUACUCUUAUGCAUUGUAUAUAAAUUAAAAUUAAAACCAGAUGCAUAUUUCAAUUCAGUUAAUUUUCGUAUUCUCUUUUUUGCUUAUUUUAUAUUUGGCUUACAAUUAAUAUCAUUUUGUAUCAUGAAUGUACAGUUAUUUGAUAAAAAUGUUCGUGCAAUACUGGGUACAUUUGUAAUUUACCUGAUAUCAUUAAUUACUUUUGCAUAUAAUAUUGUAUGGCCGGUGGCUAUACAAUACGUAUUAAUAUUUUUUAGUCCUUAUAUUGCUGGUCAUUCAAUAUUUCAACAAUUAAUUUUACAUGAUUUAGCAAAAAAAGAUGUAGCGUUAUUUCGAACGAUUUAUCGUAAUGUACCAAUAUAUUUUCCAACAUUGAUCAUUAUGAUUAUUAGCUGUGUUUUUUAUUGGAUGUUGUCUUGGUAUUUAGAAAAGGUAUUUCCAGGUGAAUAUGGUAUUCCACUUGAGUGGAAUUUUCUAUUCAAACGAGACUAUUGGUGUUCGGAAAGUAUUGAUCGUCAUACUUAUUCUUUUUCUAAUUCUAAUUCAUCGCAUUCAAACGCAAAUUCUAAUGAAAAAUCGAUUGUACAUGUUAAUCAUCUUGUUAAAAGAUUUGGUCCUGAUAAAAUAGCAGUUAAUGAUGUUUCAUUUGAUUUAUACGAAAAUCAAAUAACAUCAUUACUUGGUCCAAAUGGUUCUGGUAAAACAACAAUAUUUAAUUGUUUAAUUGGAAUAUAUAAACAAACAUCGGGUACAAUAAAAAUCGAAAAUAAUGACGGAAUUGAAUAUGAUACUCGAACGAAUAUUGAUAUGUUAAGAAAAUCAAUGGGUUAUUGUCCUCAACAUGAUAUUCUUUUUGAUUUAUUAACUAUACAAGAACAACUAGAAUUUUAUGCAACAGCUCGAGGUUUUGGAAAAAACAAAGAACGAAUAGCAAAGGAAAUGCUUGAUUUAGUUAGUCUUCAAUCUUCAAAAGAUCUUUAUUGUAAUUCAUUAUCCGGUGGAAUGAAAAGACGUUUAUCGUUAGCUUGUGCAUUUGUUGGAGAUACAAAAAUAGUUCUUCUUGAUGAACCAUCAAGUGGACUUGAUCCAUCGAAUCGUCGUUUAUUAUGGGAUUGGUUACGUUCAAUGAAAGAAGGUAAAACAAUAUUAUUAACAACACAUUUUAUGGAAGAAAGUGAUGCAUUAUCGGAUCGUAUUAUGAUUAUUGCUAAUGGAAACAUUAAAGCUGAUGGAACAUCAGCUAAAUUAAAACAACAAUAUGGAUCAGGUUAUAAAUUUGUUAUUAAUAAACAAAAGAAUUAUCAUACAAAUGAUAUUAAAAAUGAAUUACAUCAGUAUUUACCAAACUUAAAAGUUGAAACAGAUAUAUCUGAUGGUGAUGUCGUUUUUCGAACAAAUCAACAACCAAAUAAACAAUUUCUACAAGCAUUAUAUCAACUUGAACAAAUGAAAAAAGAAAAUCGAAUUAAAAAUUAUGGAGUUCAAAAUAGUACUAUGGAUGAUGUAUUUUUAAAAAUAACACAUGAUACAAAAAUUGAUAAUCCAUCGAAUUCAACAUCAAUCAAUAUCGAAACAAUCGGUGUGUAA